Molecule: messenger RNA, 4826 nt
Organism: Suricata suricatta (meerkat)
Lineage: Eukaryota; Metazoa; Chordata; Mammalia; Carnivora; Herpestidae
Gene: ZNF710
Product: zinc finger protein 710
Exons: 4
Coding region: 182-2320 (712 amino acids)
Source: RefSeq, a predicted model, not a curated record
UGGAAGGACGUUAUGGGGAACCUAGUUUAAGAACCGUGGAGGAAAUUCAGCCCUCCUGUUACAGGUGGGAACACUGAGGCCAGCCAGGGGGCAGGGCUUACCCAGGAUCCCACAGGGAGAUGGACAAGAUGGUCGGAUCCACAGAGGGUGUCACUGCUCUUGGCAGUGACAAGUAUGUCCCAUGCAGGAGGAGGAAGGCGUCGGGGACAGACGUGCCCCGGAUCAGCCGGGCCCUCGCCGAAUGUGUAUGUCUGUGUGUUGCGUGUGCAGCAUUAACAUUCCCUUCUCUCCCCGCAGCGAUGCCCUCCUAGCCAGCCGCCGCGGGAUGGAGGGCUUCAUGGACUCAGGGACACAGACGGAUGCAGUGGUGGUGCUGUCCUUGGCUCAGGCCGCCGUGCUGGGCCUGGUCUCGGAAAAUGAGCUCUUUGGAGCCACCAUAAGCGCCGAAGCCUUCUACCCGGACCUGGGGCCCGAGCUGUCCGGGACGGCCAUCGGGGAGCCUGGGCCCCCGGGCCCGGACGUGUACCAGCUGGCCUGCAACGGGCGGGCCCUGGAGGAACCGCCCGAAGAGGAGGUGCUGGAAGUGGAGGCGGCCUUCGAGAAGCACACCCGGCGGAAGACCCGGCCACCCGUGCGGCUGGUGCCUAAGGUCAAGUUUGAGAAGGUGGAGGAGGAGGAGGAGCAGGAGGUCUACGAGGUGUCGGUGCCCGGUGAUGACAAGGAGGCGGGCCCAGGGGAGGCCCCGGCCGAGGCGGCCAGCGGCGGCUGCGAGGCCCUGGUGCAGAGCAGCGCCGUCAAGAUGAUCGACCUCAGCGCCUUCAGCCGCAAGCCCCGGACGCUGCGGCACCUGCCCCGGGCCCCGAGGCCAGAGCUGGACGCGGCCCCCUACGCCCCCCACUUCCCAGACCCGGCCCGGGACGGCUUCUCCGAGGCCAGCAUGGCGCUGCCCGGGCCCGAGGCCCUGCCUGCAGAGUGUGGCUUUGAGCCGCCCCACCUGGCCCCCCUGAGUGACCCCGAGGCGCCCACCAUGGAGUCGCCGGAGCCCGUGAAGCCGGAGCAGGGCUUCGUGUGGCAGGAGGCGGGCGAGUUCGAGGCCGACUCGGCCGGCUCGACGGUCGAGCGCCACAAGAAGGCGCAGCUGGACCGGCUGGACAUCAACGUGCAGAUCGACGACUCCUACCUGGUGGAGGCGGGCGACCGCCAGAAGCGCUGGCAGUGCCGCAUGUGCGAGAAGUCCUACACGUCCAAGUACAACCUGGUGACGCACAUCCUGGGUCACAACGGCAUCAAGCCGCACUCGUGCCCGCACUGCAGCAAGCUCUUCAAGCAGCCCAGCCACCUGCAGACGCACCUGCUGACGCACCAGGGCACGCGGCCCCACAAGUGCCAGGUGUGCCAGAAGGCCUUCACGCAGACCAGCCACCUCAAGCGCCACAUGCUGCUGCACUCCGAGGUCAAACCCUACAGCUGCCACUUCUGCGGCCGCGGCUUCGCCUACCCCAGCGAGCUCAAGGCCCACGAAGUGAAGCACGAGAGCGGCCGCUGCCACGUCUGCGUCGAGUGCGGCCUGGACUUCUCCACCCUGACGCAGCUCAAGCGCCACCUGGCCUCCCACCAGGGCCCCACCCUCUACCAGUGCCUCGAGUGCGACAAGUCCUUCCACUACCGCAGCCAGCUGCAGAACCACAUGCUCAAGCACCAGAACGUGCGGCCCUUCGUGUGCACGGAGUGCGGCAUGGAGUUCAGCCAGAUCCACCACCUCAAGCAGCACUCCCUCACCCACAAGGGCGUGAAGGAGUUCAAGUGCGAGGUGUGCGGCCGGGAGUUCACCCUGCAGGCAAACAUGAAGCGUCACAUGCUGAUCCAUACCAGCGUCCGGCCCUACCAGUGCCACAUCUGCUUCAAGACCUUUGUGCAGAAGCAGACCCUCAAGACCCACAUGAUUGUACACUCACCUGUGAAGCCAUUCAAGUGCAAGGUGUGUGGGAAGUCCUUCAACCGCAUGUACAACCUGCUGGGCCACAUGCACCUGCACGCGGGCAGCAAGCCUUUCAAGUGCCCCUACUGCUCCAGCAAGUUCAACCUCAAGGGCAACCUGAGCCGGCACAUGAAGGUCAAGCAUGGUGUCAUGGACAUCGGCCUGGACAGCCAAGACCCCAUGAUGGAGCUGACGGGCACUGACCCCUCGGAGCUGGACAGCCAGCAGGAGGUGGAGGACUUCGAGAACGCCUACGCGUAUGCCGGCGUGGACAGCGGCGCCGAGGCCAGCGUCCUCACCGAGCAGGCCAUGAAGGAGAUGGCCUACUACAACGUGCUAUAGCACAGGCCGGGCCGCCCACGGGGGCGCGGCGGGCCUGGGGCGCGGGGGGAGACCCACGUGCUGCGGGCGCACCCCCGCGGCGGAGAAAAGCUACUGCCCCGCUGUCCCGAGCCCUCCCCUCCCACGGGGUCGUUUGCGCCACUUAGGGACUCGAAGACCACAUGGAGACUGUACUACUGGUCUCAGCUGUGACCCAGGCCCCGGGCGUCCAGGGAAGGAAGGGGCACGGAGGCCCGGCUCUGGGUGUCCUUGGCCUGCUGCUGUGGGAGGGGGGCGAGAAAUGCUGAUCGGGGCCGUUGGGGUAUGGGUCACAAGGGCACAGUUCCUUGGGUCUCCCAGGCCCGGAGCUGGGCAGCUUGGGGACGGGGGGGACUUCCUGACGGCCUCUCGGGGGUCCUGGCCCUGGAGGACGAGAUAACUUGAGCCUUGCCUUGUUUCUCCUCUGGACCAACUCCUGCCUCUAGGGACGUCUGAGCUCCUGCGCUCUCAGCACUGCCCCCCUCCCCCCGCAUCCCUCGCCAGCCCCACAGGCUGGGAAGAGCCCAGGCCCCAGAGCCCCCUUCCCCACCCUGUCCACGGACAACCAGGCAGGGCCCUCUGCCUUCUACCUCCUGGUGCCCCCCACGCUCCCUCCAGCCAGGCAUGCAUGCUGCCCCGGUCCUGGCCUUAGGAAAGCGGGGGGUAGCCCAGCCCCCAGCUAAUGCCCGCUCCAGCCGACCCCCAGGAGGCCCGCCUCUUCCGGCCAUUCGAAAGCGGGCACCCCUAAAGUGGAUUUCAACAAAGGUCAGCCGGUUCCGUGCUGAACUGGUCCCCGCACCAGGCUCCCCCGAUGUGAACAAAGCUGGGGUGUGCCUUUUGCUGGGCACACAUUGAGACAGACGGGGGAUCCCCUCACGUGAGGGGCAGGGCACAGAGAAGGGAUCAUGGGGACCGAGAGCGGCUGUCCCCAGAGGAGGCCGACGACCCCUGGGGGUGGCUGGAGUAUUUUACUAUUAAAAGUACCCAUUUUGGGGACGGGGACAGCCAGGAGUCAGCAGGUUCCCAGGAAGAGCAACAUCGUUAAGAAAAUGAAGACGAUAGAGAAAAACAAAUUUUUUUGAGCAAAAGGGGUAUUUUGAAGGUAAUUUAUUUUUUUUCCUUUCCAACUCUGUGUCGCCUAUUCUUUCUGCCGGAGAUCAUUUUCUUUUUCCAAACGGAAGCUCCCGUAUGUGCUGUGCGCGCUUCACGCCCCCGCCAGCUCGAGCGGCCGGCCAGGAGGGCUCCGGCGCGGAGGGGCCUGGCAGGCGGCGGGCGAGAGGCAGGAUGCAGAGCUGGGCAGGCCCCCGCCCCUGCCCGGCCUCUCCAGCCAGUGACUCGCUCUGCACCGGCCACCUCGGCGGCCCAGGCCGCUCCGUUCUGCUCAGCCAGCAGCGCCCUCCCCUGCUUGCCUGCUCCCGUCGCCUCUGUCCCCACGCCAGCUCCUGCCCCGGGAGCCGAAGACAGGCCCGGGGCACGAAAUAGCACAUUCAGGAAGGCUAGGGCACCCGGGACGCCUGCCCACUUGCCUCCCAAGGCCUCAGUGGAGCCGGGCAGGCAGGGCUGUCCCCAAAGGCACGAAGGAGGUGAAGCCACCAACUUCGGCCCGGAAACCAGGAAAGGAGGGGGAACAGCCGGGGUGGGGUGGGGGGGGACCAGUUUGAAAUGCAGCUAACCACCCCCAGAGCUGUAUCCUUCGUGAAGGACCAAGCCAGGCUUCAGGUUCAGGGUGGCCGUGAUCAGGACCGAGGGGAGGACAUGGCGGCCUCGGGACCAGGCGGCCAGGUGCCCCUUCCUUUGCUGCUUAAGCUCAUGCUAAGAGGCAACAACCGAGGGCUGGGGGCUCAUAGGAGCCUUUCCCCCCCCCAGAACCCCGAGGCCCCCCCCCCUCCCCGGCCCCCCAGGUGCCCGCCAUGAUGACCCUCAGGUGGCAGUGACCCCGUCACUGUAGAAGACAUUUUCUCCUGCUGAGCAGAAGCGUCGCCCCCUGCAAACUACCUCUUCCCACAAUGUCUUUCUCCCCUGGUACCAAAAAGAACCCUGUACCUCCUCCUCCUCUUUCCUGCCAGCGCAGUGGCCUUGGUCUUGGAAACCCAAGGGAGGCGGUCUGGCCCCCAGGGCGGGGCUCUCCUUUCCUCCCCCAGCCAGCCCUGCCAUCAGCACGGCCCUCUGCGAGGUUCAGUACUUGAACGCCCCCUGCCCUGUGCCUUGGACCCGGGCGAAGCUAAGAGAAGGCAACGGCACGACUUACACAACUUGAGCCGGGGGGCGGUCUCGGCAAGGCCCCUGUCCUCACUCCUCCCCGGCCUCUCGAGAGAGGCGCGCGGCCUCUUGGGUGACUUGGAAACUCCACUCUAACUUAUUUUGACGUGUACACAAACCAACCGUUUAGAAAUUCCCCUUGUGCAGAGCCCUACUGUGUUUUUAUGUUCCUGUUUAAAAGAGAAGUUUACUUAGCAAUAAUUAUAAAUAAAUGAAUAUUCUUUAGCGA